AUGAGUACUGCCAAAUUAUUCAAAUGUCUGUGGCAGGAGCGCGAGUCACAAAAAGAAGGCGAGGAGCACCUUCUUCCAGACCAACUAAGUCUAGCAAAGCCCGCUCGUGCGAAGCAUGUCGGCAAAGCUCAGUCAAGUGCCGAGCAAACUGCACGCGACGCGCCCAUGAGCCUUAUCCAAGAGAUUCGUGAAAACAUCACACUUCAUCGACAACCAUUGAAAAUCCAAGACCUCUCGGAGGAUGUGAUAAUAAGUGGAGUAAUUUCGGAGCAAACUGCGAGUAUACUUCUCAAAGGAUUUUCGAAAUUGUCUAGUCGCUGGUUAUUCAUGAGCAUUAAACCCUCGGACUUGCGUGCCAAAUCACCUUUACUUUUCGGAACCUGCAUACUUGCUGGACUCCACAUCACCCCGUCAUUGCACGGAUCAUCAACACAUCAAGCAUUGUACAGCCAUGUCCAUGGACUUCUAAGCCAGGCACAAUCUGCUUCCGCAGUGUCACUCGAUACUACCCAAGCGAUGUUGAUAUUUUCGAUGUGGGAUCUGAGACCAACGAGAGACCACGAUCAUGGUAACUCAUGGCUUUUGAGUGGAACUGCGGCUAUGCAGGUCAUGAUCACUACAUCUUUUGAAUCUCUCUUGCAGACAAACAAUGCUCACGAACAAAUUCAAGCACGAGACAUUUUACGCACUUGGAAUUUGAUAUGCCUCUGUCAGCUACAGUUUUCAGUUGGCUCGGGUCGCCCACCUGUCAUUGCGAGCCAGUACUUUGAUCAGUGCGCAAAGGUUCUCGAGUUCCCAUGCUAUAACUCGAGAGAUGAACUUGUCCUCUGUGGUGUGAAUCUUUAUCGAACGCUCUGGGGAUUAAUAAGCUCCAAUUUAGUCCAAAGGGAUGUUCCAGCUUGGCCUGGCAUUGAACAGCUUCGCAAGUCACAAGAACACAUUUACAAUCUCGAUUCCUCAGAGCCUCUGCGCUUCGCUUAUUCAUGCGCUUACUUGAUCCUCGCUCAUCGGACUCUUCAGCAUAUACACGAGUCUCCACCCGACAGCUCAGGGAGCUGUAAAGUAACAUCGGAAAGUGAUAACUCAAUUCUAUUUAUUGAAUUCGCUAUAUACCACGCCAGGCAGAUAUUGGUUCUUUUCCUAUCGAUGUCAGACCUCACAACUUGCAUUCAUCCCGCAUACGAGAAUCUCCUAUGCUCAUUCGCAAUGGUGACUUUGGCCGAAUUCGUAAUCCACGUACCAGGCAUUGACGAGAUUAUCCGGCUAAUGGAGCAAUGUAUCUCUCAUAUCCAGCAGGGUGGUAAGGCAGAACCCGUGAGCAAGUGGUCUAUGAACGUGAUCAAGCAACAUGUCAAUGGGAAAAAUGAGAUGGAUACCUUGAUAUCAGAGAGCACCGAAGAUACAGAGCCAUUUAUGUCAUGGGUUGAAAGUGAGUGGAACAUGGACUCGGAGUUUCCUUCUCUUGAGGAUAUGUUUUUUGGUAAUGUAGUUUAA
This is a messenger RNA of Penicillium angulare, 1494 nucleotides long. RefSeq names its product fungal specific transcription factor domain-containing protein. The transcript has 5 exons. Gene Ontology annotation, cellular component: nucleus. The record is from RefSeq and is a predicted model, not a curated record. Gene Ontology annotation, molecular function: DNA-binding transcription factor activity, RNA polymerase II-specific; transcription cis-regulatory region binding. Gene Ontology annotation, biological process: regulation of DNA-templated transcription. Lineage: Eukaryota; Fungi; Ascomycota; Eurotiomycetes; Eurotiales; Aspergillaceae. Bases 1 to 1494 code for a protein of 497 amino acids.